GGCGCGGCGCUGCGGCGGGCGGGCGGGCGGCAGGAGCCGCGCCGCUCCGCGCCUGGCCGCGCUUGGGGCAGCUGCGGUGAGAGAGAGAAGAUUCCCGGCGUCCUCGCUGGCGCCCAAGAUGCUCUGCCCGCUGCUCGUCCUGGGAGCACUGGCCUCGAGCCUGGCAGGUGCCAUGGAGAUCCAGGUCCCGGAUGAGCCUGUGGUGGCUCUGUUCGGCCGAGAUGCCACCCUGCACUGUGCCUUCUCCCCGGAGGCCAAUUUCAGCCUGAACGACCUGAGCCUCAUCUGGCAGCUGACAGACACCAAGCGCUUGGUGCACAGCUUCUCCGGUGGCAAGGACCAGCUGGCUGACCAGGGGGGAGGCUAUGCCAACCGCACGGCCCUCUUCUACGACCAGCUGGCCCAGGGCAACGUCUCCUUGCUCCUCCGACGCGUGGAGAUUUCCGAUGAAGGCAGUUUCACCUGCUUUGUCCGGGUCAGCGACUACAGCAGCGCGGCUGUGAUGCUGCAAGUGGCAGCUCCCUACUCCAAGCCCAAUCUGAACCUGGAGCCAAACAAGAACUUGAAGCCAGGGGAUCUGGUGGCAGUGACUUGCCACGCAUCCCGUGGCUACCCUGAAGCCACUGUCCUCUGGCAAGACAGCCACGGCAGCAACAUCACGGAAAACAUCACCACGUCUCAGGUGGCCAACGAGGAGGGUCUCUUUGAUGUGCACAGCGUCCUCCAGGUGUUGGUGGAGCCCAGCAGCACCUACUCCUGCCUAGUGCGAAACCCGGUGCUGCAGCAGGAGACACAAGCCUCCGUCACCAUCACGGGCCAGCACCUCGCCUUCCCCGCCGUGGCGCUCUGGGUGACGGUGGGACUCGCCAUCUGCGUCCUCGUGCUGCUCGCCGCCCUGCUGUACGUGUGCCAGAAGAAAAUCCGAGAGAGCUACGAGGAAGAGGAAGAAAACGCAGGGACGGAGGAGCAGAUCGAGGAGGGGGAAGAGCCCAAGACAGCCUUGCAGCCGCUGAAGAGCGCGGAGCCCCAAGAAGAUAAUGAACAAGAAAUCGAUUGACGGGAGCUGGGGGAGAGUUGGGAGCAGCCCCCCAGACCAGGCGAACCGUCCGGGCCGAGCUCCGGGAGACCGCGGACGCGCACGACCGCCCCAACGCAGACCCGCCGCGGGCCCUCCGCGCACCGGGACCACCACCACCACCCUCCUCCUGCUCCUCCGCGCGCCUCGUCUCCCCGGCUCGGCGGCGGCUGGCGCUGCCCUGGGCCCCGGCAGCCCCGCGGCGCCCCGCUUCCCCCUUGGCCAAGCCUCGCGGGACGGGCUCGGCGGAGGAGCCCGGCCUUCGUGGGCUGAGCGCGGCGCCUUCGGGCUCGGCCCCGGACGCGUGGGAGGACGGUUCCUCGUCACGUUGCACCGCUGCAGCAGCUCUGACCGGACCUUUUUUUUUUUUUUCCUUUUACUCUUUUCUUUCUUUUCUUUUUUUUUUUUCUUUUUUUUGCCUUAAGCGCGUGGUGGGGCCGGGAAUCGGCCCAGGGUGGAUUCUUCCUCUCUCCGCCGAGCCGGCAGCAGGGCGCGGAGGUGCCUGCUGGAGGCCGGGCCGGGGGAGCCUGCUGGCCAGGCAGAGCCCGCCGUCCUCCCCAGUGCAGGCGGGCUCAGAGCCUCCUGUUGCCUCUGCGUCCAGCUGCGAGAACCACCUCUUAAUUGCUUUGCGCCCCUAAUGAGAUUGUCCAGGAUGGCCUCUCUGUCCUUACCCUGCGUACCGGUGGGAUGCUCGGAGGCACCCAGGCCGCCCGUGUGAUUCAGUUCCUGUGUUAAAGGUCCUAUUGCAAUUGCCAAGUCAAGCGUUGGAAGGAAACGUCCCCUGCCUCCUUUGCUCCAGGCGCUGGAAGGUGUUGGGUGAUGGAGACGGGGUGCUGUAGCAAGGAGAAGGUGGUUAAUGCCGCUCCUGGGGCUCUCUUCCUGCUCAGCUGCAGCUCCUGGGGUGGGAGGUGCUGCGAAAACCACCUCCAUCAAGUUUUUUAAGUAGCUGUUGCGCGUUCGUGGGGCGUGCGCGAGGCGAACGUUCCCAGCUGGAUCUGCAGCCGGGCUCUGACGUGCCCGUCGCGCGCUGCGUAACGCUGAAGGCUUGGUAAAGUCUGGUCCUGGACAUCCCCAAAUGCACGCUGAAAUCGAGGAGAAAGUGGUUAAUCGAAGAGCGGCUCCUUCGGGAAGGGCUGCGAGGCCCGACCGAGGCAGGGGUCCGCGGGCGCUGCGGCGGGCGGCCGCGUGAUUAGCGGCUGAAUCGUAGUUCCUGGGCGCAAGGGGGAUGCGCUCGAGCCUGGCAUUUCCCGGCGCUUGACUUUGCGAUUGGAAAGCAAUUGGUUUAACACAGCUAGUUUGUACGUGCGGUGGGAACGCAGCCCCGGGCAGGCCACCAGCUGCCCGAGCUAGGGCCCGCGGCGGCGAGCUGAAGGCGGCUGGGUGCGGGGGGCACAGCCCAAAGCCGGGUCUGGGUCAGCGUUACAGCUGCGCGUGGGGAUUGUCCCCGGCCGGCCGGAAAACCCUGACCAACCUCUCCUUGGUUUUUAAGUGCAGACUCGAGAAAUGUUUUCACUUGUCGCGCGUCCUUGGUCCCACUCAGGCUGGCAGAGGAGUCACUGCUGUGCUGGAAUCAAUGGUUCUUCUGUUGUUUUUAAUUGUUAUUUAAAUUCCAGAAUCUGGAGGUUUUUGUGCCUUGACAAAUAAAUUCUUAGAUCUUUUUGGA
Rhea pennata is the source of this 2738-nucleotide messenger RNA. It is a transcript of the gene CD276, whose product is annotated as CD276 molecule. Bases 119 to 1057 code for a protein of 312 amino acids. The record is from RefSeq and is a predicted model, not a curated record. The transcript has 8 exons. Gene Ontology annotation, biological process: regulation of cytokine production; T cell receptor signaling pathway. Gene Ontology annotation, molecular function: signaling receptor binding. Gene Ontology annotation, cellular component: external side of plasma membrane. NCBI's taxonomy places the organism in Eukaryota, Metazoa, Chordata, Aves, Rheiformes, Rheidae.